AUGUCCUCAAUAAAAUCGCUGGAUUCAAAGUCAGUGCACAAGUUGUGCUCUAGCCAAGUCGUUGUCUCCCUGGGUAUUGCAAUCAAAGAACUGCUGGAAAACAGUAUUGAUGCAGGUGCCAAAAGAAUUGGUAGGUGUCUGUAGUCUCAACUUUACUAGAUUUUAUUCAGAAAUUAAACUAAAAAACUAUGGUUCUGACGCAGUGGAAGUCGUUGAUGAUGGAAGUGGUAUACGGGAGGAAAAUUUCAACACACUCGGUACUUUCUUUUUUGGUUUUUUUACAAGCUAAAUUUCUAGGCAAAAAACACAGCACGUCCAAGAUUUCAACGUUCGAGGAUUUGGCAAGCGUCGCCUCGUUUGGUUUCCGUGGAGAGGCCCUCAACUCUCUUUGUCACCUGGCGUAA
Messenger RNA from Spirometra erinaceieuropaei, 404 nucleotides. The record is from the annotation of a GenBank genome assembly. Lineage: Eukaryota; Metazoa; Platyhelminthes; Cestoda; Diphyllobothriidea; Diphyllobothriidae.